This is a messenger RNA of Fusarium musae, 1815 nucleotides long. RefSeq lists its product as uncharacterized. The transcript is spliced from 2 exons. Lineage: Eukaryota; Fungi; Ascomycota; Sordariomycetes; Hypocreales; Nectriaceae. The record is from RefSeq and is a predicted model, not a curated record. Bases 1 to 1815 code for a protein of 604 amino acids.
AUGGCCCCAUACAUUUCCCAUGGGUUCCAGUUUAUAGGACUUUGCAAAUACUCGAGUUCAUGGAACGAUGAGCAGGAGCUUGACGCUAUCAGAUAUCUUCUGGACUGGGCUUGGCUCUUCUCACUAGGGCAAAAACAACCCUGGUCGGAGUUCACUACUUGGACGAAUACCCAGGUCUGUUGGUUCGCUCUCCGAAAGCAGAAGAAACUAGAAACUCGGCUCUUUCUUCAGAGGGUUGUCAGAAAAGCCCAAUUCCUGCAAGUGAUGCGCAAUCUGGCUAAAGAUGCGCAACAGGCUCUGAGUAAUCACAGCAGAGACAAACCACUAUUAAAGGAAUUUUUCAAGCGUCAAUGGAGGAAAUUCUAUAAGCUAUGGCAGCAACAAGAUGAGAGAAUAGUUGUGGAUCAUCAAGCACACAGGGCCUUGAUCAGAAAAUUGCUUCCAGGCUAUAGUAGCCUGGAACCGUUGCGAGACACUACUACCCAAGAUCCACCAGGACAGUCGAUGUGGCUCCCAGUGUCUUCCUUUUGGCUUGCAGGAAUGCGCAACGUAGGAGAACCCAAGGAUUCAUAUACUGAACACCGAUUGCUCGUGGAUUGUGUUUCCAAGAAUAUUCCAUUACCCCCUCUUCAUCUGAUUAGGGAUAAGAAGAGCCAUAUUGCUCUUUCCCUUCAGCUAGGACUUGAGAAAGGCCUCAGGCAGCUACAGAGACUAGCACAAGAACACUUCCUGGAAGAUAUGACAGCUCGUGAGAGGGUCUUGGAAUCCUAUAAUCUAGAGCGAUCGCAUAGCCACGACUUCAGAAAGGAGCAAUGGGCUAUUUUCCUGCACUGGCUAGCCAGGCCAAUGUCACCGAGCUAUGAAGCGCUAAAACAUAGUUUAAGCAGGGAUAUCCCUUUGAUUUGGGAAGGAGGGCUCAAAACCAGAGCACAGAUUGACAAGACCCACGCUUGGCUGGAUGAUAACUUUAAUCACUACAUAACAGCGCUAUCCUCCUCACCCAGAAGCGAAUCAUCCCUCAAUAAGAUAUUCGAACUCAUAUAUCGUGAACAGUUCGAACUCCUCUGGAUUUUGUUUUUUCAUUCAGACGCUGCCUAUACCGCGGGGCUCCGCGAUACCCCACGUGAUAAAAUUGGCGCUGAGCUUGCGCGCUCUUUUUUCUGGAGGUUCGAUCGCAGUAUCACGAAGGCCUACCGAGUUGUUAGAAACCGGUGUAUGACUCAUGAUGAGACUAUGAAACUGUGGACCAAGUUCCUUGACUGGCUCAAACAACCACUGUUUGAGGAACAGGCUCGAGAAGUACCAUCGGAAGUGUACGACGAUCGACCACGUUUACUAGUUGAUGGAGAAAAGAGCGACUACGGAUAUUGGGUUGCCACCUUGUACAUGAUAAAGCGUAAAGAGGUGCUUAUUGUGCCGAAAACACAGGAACAUGUCUUGGAAAUGUCUAUGCGAGCAUCACUUCUUUCACAUACGCGCUCUUAUACAAGGCGGACACUGUCUGAGCUCGUCCAGUCCGAGAUUUGGCGACGAAGGCUCCCAGAAAGAGUCUUUGCUUUUCUAUUUGAAGACACUGAGACCACUAUUCAACCAACGCAGCCUGAUGACAGAAGUUUGGAAGAAAUGCUUGCCAAUGGUCAGUCAUACAACUGCGGCGGGCCUUCAGUCCAAGCCUGGAGACAGGAGACCGAGUUCUGGAAGGAUGUGGAGCAGUAUGUAUCGAAAUCCGAGUGGCAUAUGAGUUGCAUCAAGAUGGACCUCUUGGGCGGAUCGAAAGAGGAGAAAGACAUGUAUAAGGAAAUUGUUAUUAUUUAG